Messenger RNA from Populus trichocarpa (black cottonwood), 1500 nucleotides. RefSeq names its product UDP-glucose 4-epimerase 2. Gene Ontology annotation, cellular component: cytosol. The coding region runs from base 283 to 1329 and encodes 348 amino acids. Gene Ontology annotation, molecular function: RNA binding; UDP-glucose 4-epimerase activity. NCBI's taxonomy places the organism in Eukaryota, Viridiplantae, Streptophyta, Magnoliopsida, Malpighiales, Salicaceae. The transcript is spliced from 9 exons. The record is from RefSeq and is a predicted model, not a curated record. Gene Ontology annotation, biological process: rRNA processing; galactose metabolic process.
UUUUUUACAAUACAUGAUACAAUCUAGAACUGAGGAAAGAAGUUCACUACAUUCUGCAACAAAAAGAUCCCUGUAACAGACAAAACUCCGACCACCACCACGUGGCUGAUCACCUCCUCUUCUUUCUCCUUCAAAAUUAUUUUUCUAAACACGGUAACGUAACCCUCCAUAAAUACUGCACUUCAUUCUCCCUUGCUAACUUCCUCCCUUUAUAUAUAUAAUAAGCAUACAAAUCCUCUCCCUCUCUCGUUUUUUCUUCUUUUUCGGGAUAUUACUGUUUUCAUGGCGAAGAGUAUCUUGGUUACCGGCGGUGCCGGUUACAUAGGGAGCCAUACGGUGCUGCAGCUUUUACUUGGCGGUUACAGCAUCGUGGUUGUUGAUAAUCUCGACAACUCCUCUGAUAUUGCUCUUAAAAGAGUUAAAGAACUCGCCGGUGAUUUCGGUAAAAACCUCGUCUUUCACCAGGUUGAUCUCCGGGAUAAGCCAGCACUGGAAAAAAUUUUUGCCAGGACAAAAUUUGAUGCUGUCAUUCACUUUGCUGGGCUGAAAGCGGUUGGUGAGAGUGUGCAGAAACCAUUGCUUUACUUUAACAACAAUCUCAUUGGAACAAUUACCCUGCUAGAAGUUAUGACUUCCCAUGGAUGCAAGCAGUUGGUGUUUUCAUCUUCGGCUACUGUUUAUGGUUGCCCAAAGGAGGUUCCAUGUACAGAAGAGUUUCCUUUGUCUGCUGCCAGCCCAUACGGAAGAACCAAGCUCUUCAUUGAAGGGAUCUGCUGUGAUAUCCACCGUUCAGACUCUGAAUGGAAGAUCAUUUUGCUUAGAUACUUCAAUCCAGUUGGUGCACAUCCAAGUGGUCAUAUUGGUGAGGAUCCACUUGGAAUUCCAAACAAUCUCAUGCCCUAUGUGCAGCAAGUUGCUGUUGGCAGGCGGCCUCAUCUAACCGUUUAUGGAACUGAUUAUUCAACUAAAGAUGGCACUGGGGUACGUGAUUACAUUCAUGUUGUUGAUUUAGCGGAUGGGCACAUUGCUGCAUUGCGUAAGCUCUCUGAUGCUAAUAUAGGUUGUGAAGUGUACAACUUGGGAACAGGAAAAGGUACAUCCGUUCUGGAGAUGGUUGCGGCAUUUGAAAAGGCAUCUAGAAAGAAAAUUCCCCUUGUAAUGGCCGCUCGGCGACCUGGUGAUGCUGAAAUUGUGUAUGCAGCAACAGAGAAGGCAGAACGUGAAUUGAAUUGGAAGGCAAAAUAUGGCAUUGAUGAGAUGUGUAGGGAUCAAUGGAACUGGGCCGGCAAGAACCCUUAUGGCUAUGGAUCUUCUGACAGCACUAACUAAAGUUCAUACCCGUAUCUAUCACAGACUGAUAUUAUCCUAGAAUAAGCUGCCGUGCCAUGCUGGGUUGCUUCUGUUUAAAAGGUUCAAUUUGUUGUCCCUAUUGUGGAAUAGGGACAAUUUUUGUAAGAUAACAUAUCGAUAUUCACUCUCUAACGAAGAACCCUUUUCUAA